Paramacrobiotus metropolitanus is the source of this 4592-nucleotide messenger RNA. RefSeq lists its product as uncharacterized. Gene Ontology annotation, biological process: transmembrane transport. The transcript has 14 exons. Bases 316 to 4254 code for a protein of 1312 amino acids. Gene Ontology annotation, molecular function: transmembrane transporter activity. Lineage: Eukaryota; Metazoa; Tardigrada; Eutardigrada; Parachela; Macrobiotidae. Gene Ontology annotation, cellular component: membrane. The record is from RefSeq and is a predicted model, not a curated record.
AUUUUUAUCGGGGUGCAUGCGCGUAGAACAACUUCACGAAAAUGCUAUGAGCCUUGCGAUGUCAAAUAUAAUUGUUCCAAUAUUUUUAGCUUUUUCUUUAAAACGUGUGUGUGUUUCGAGUUUUUUAUAAUAUCAUUCCAUUCUUGAGACAUUGCUGUAACGCGUAAUCUAUGCUCUAAAAACACUACAUGCAGUGUGUUGGUUGGGCAAUCCAUGCCAGUUUUGACUGUUCAUACAUAGUAUAUUGCGAGAUAAGGCCGAAAUACUGCGAUUUUGCAAAUUCUGUGCAGUUCUGUCUGUUGUGUAGUUGGAAUAAUGGCAGAGGACCAGUCUACAGCACCCGUAACCGGCAAUGGUCAGCAUGUUGACCGUUUCCACCGACCGGCAACAGUGAGAUUAUCCCGUCCGUCCCGCACCGUGCAAGACGAACCGAUCCAGCUAAUCAGCAUCGAAUACCAGUACCAUAAUUCACUGAAAGCGCGACGUGCGGUGGACAUGGAGAAGUUCUUGUACCAGUUGGGUCGUCCGGGCCGUUGGCAAGUCGGCCUCUGCCUCCUGCUCUCCAUGUCCUACUUUAUAAUGGCCACCAGCACACUGGCGGCCAUGUUUUUCACCAUGUCGCCGGCGCAGUAUAUCUGUGACAAGGAAGUGUUUAUUCAUGCCACCACUCUCAUGGAGACCGAUUUCAGUAUGACCAAUGUAACCACCAUGGCGCCGCGCUCUACUACUCGCUGGACGCGAAAACCAGUGGCGCGGACAGGUGAACGUCAGUCCAGUUACAGUUAUACGAUGUACCCCGACGACAGGCAGCAGUGUGUCUUGUACGCCAACAGCACAGCUGGAGGGAAAGGUCAAGUGCAGAAAUAUGAAUGUGAUAGCUGGGCGAUUCCCGAUGAUCCCUUCGAAACACGGAGCAUUGUCAAUCAGUUUCAGCUUCUCUGUGGAAAACACUGGAUGGGACCAUUAUCGACAUUUUUUUAUUUUAUCGGAUGUGCUGUCGGUGGUCCGCUUAGUGGCUGGCUGAGCGACCGCUACGGGCGGCGUAUCGUCUUUUUGCUGUCGGUAGCCAUCGCCAUCAUUCUUGGCGUGGGAGCGUCGUUCUCUCCCAAUUACGUCGCUUUCUGUUUGCUCCGUUUCUUUCUCGGUACUGCCAUCCAGGGUAUCCAAGUGUUUUUCUGUCUCCUGACUGAAUGGCUAUCGUGCGAACACCGCGCAAUCUUUUCCACUGCUGCUCAAUGCUUUUGGAGUACUGGAAUGAUGUUUCUGUCGUUGUUGGCUCAUCUGCUAUCAGAAUGGAAAAUUCUACAGCUGGUUAUAGCACUGGGUGGCUUGCUGCUAAUUUUUCCUUACUUUUUUAUAGUAGAAGAAUCACUGCGUUGGUUGCUAGUAAAAAACCGCACGCGUGAAAGCGCGGAAGCAGCCGCGCGUGUUCUGCGAUGGAACAGAAUUGCCCAUGACCUUUCCUGGGAGAUGGAACAUGAACUGCUGCUGAUCGGCGCGAGUUUCCUGAAUAAAGAGGGAAAUGCCAAAAUGUUUGGCCGUCCAUACAGUUUAUUCAAUUGCUUUUGUAUGGGAUUGUUGCGCAAAACCUUUGCUUGCCUUCUUUGUGUGUGGUUUGCUCUGGGAUUUGUUUAUUACGGACUAUCUCUGCCUAUCAAUGGAGCCUUUCCGCAGAUGCCGCUAAAUCUCAUAAUAUGCGCUGCAGCGGAAUUGGUGUUAAACAGUAUCAGUAUUUUCUUGUGUUUUAGGUUAGGCCGCAAAAAGCCGUUGAUGGUGAUGAUGUUUUUCGGGGGACUGAUCUGUAUUUUGAGUCUGAUCAUCCGCGGAAAUGACCAGCAGUCGCACGUUGGCAAAGUCGUGAUGACCUUAGUGGGGCGUGCCUGCAUUUCCGGCAGUAUCGGCAUCGCCAUGGUCUGGACUUGCGAACUCUUUCCCACGGUUAUUCGCUGUUGUGCUCUCGGUGUGUCCAUGGCCGCCUUCCGUUUAGCCGGUGCACUGGCAGCCUUGCUGAUAAUUUUUGAAGAAAAUGGUUUCGAAGAUCUGCCGAUAAUACUUAUCAGUCUAUCCGUUAUGGCCGGCACAUUUGCAGCUUAUCCGUUGCCGGAUUUACUGCACCACCGGUUACCCGACACGUUGCAGGACAUGGAGAAUUUAGCGGGAUCCAGCGAGCUCAGCAACAGCAGCACGCAAACGAAGGACGAAUCGUACAUGCCUUCGCGUCGACAGUCGUCUGCUCAGAAGGCGAUCACGUGCCGAUUCCAGAGCCUUUUCUCCUACAUCGCCACCGGUUCCCCGGAACACAAAGAGGAGACUAAUUGUAAAAACCAUACUGCAGUGACCGAAGACAAGGAUCGCAUGCGGCGACGAUCACGUGCCGAUUCCAAAAUACUGGCGUCAUCCCCCGUUGUGGCACCGGAACAAGUUCCACACAAUCCCGUCAUAGACGAAGAGACUGACCAACCGCGAAGACGGUCCCGUGUGGAAUCGAAGAUAUCAGUACCGCCACCGGUCACCGAGUCCGAGACAGUAAAAAAUCCCGCUGAUGAAAUGCACUUUGCGCACGGUCUAGAUUCCUUACUUAUUCAUCUCGGCACACCCGGACGCUAUCAGAUUAUUCUGUAUAUCAUAUCCUGCGCAUUGUAUUUUGUGAUUUCACCCAACAAUUUGGGGAUGGUAUUUUUUGCAAGUGUUCCAACGGAAUAUCUCUGUUCUGACAGCAGUUUUCAAAAUAUUUUGUCCGUCACCGGCAAAGAUGUGAUAGACAGCAAAGUUUUUGUGGAGCCGGAUGUAAGGCACCAGUGUACCGUGUCGGCAACGUGGAAGGAUCGUAAAGGGCAAAAGCAUACGGAAUAUUCAGCAUGUUCCAACUGGAUUUUUCCCACGGUAGACAACGGAACCGAAGCGUCGACCAUUGUUAGCCAGUACGGUCUGGUGUGCAGCGAGAUAUAUAAAGGAAAUCUUGCGACCACUCUCUAUUUCAUUGGUACCAUUAUCGGUGCACCCUUGUUCGGAUAUUUGGGAGAUCGAUUUGGACGACGGUUAGUUGUCCUGGGAUCCGGAAUCUGCUGUGUAGUUGUUGGCCUGUCGGUAACUGCGUCGCCCAAUUAUAUCGCAUUUGCAAUACUGAGAUUUCUUUUGGGAAUAGUUGUCCAGGGAAUUCAAGUGUUUUAUGUGCUGAUUAUGGAAUGGUUGGCCAAGCAGUAUCGUGCUCUGUAUGGAACGCUGUCCGAAUGUUUCUGGGGAGGAGGGGUUAUAAUUUUAGCGCUGUGGGGAUAUGUGUUCCCCAGCUGGAAAGCCAUUCAAAUUGCUAUCGCUCUGACCGGUGCUGUAAUACUUGUACCACAAUUUUUCUUGAUGAAAGAAUCUCUGCGAUGGCUCUUGGUGGCGGGAAAAAACGAUGACGCAUCGAAAGCAUGCGUCCAAGUCCUGGCUUUUAACGGGAAAAAACUGGACAUACAGGGCCAACUGCAUCUGGAAAAUCAGCUGCAGCUUAUUGGCAAUAAUUUACUGAAACAGGAAGAAAAACUGCAUUAUACUUUUGUCGACUGCUUUCGAACAGCAAAAAUCCGAAAGGUCACCAUUAUCUUAAUGUAUAUUUGGUUUUCCUUGGCGCUGGGAUACUAUGGAUUGUCGUUUUCAUUGGAUCAGAUGGCUGGACACACCGCUCUGAAUCUGCUUAUUGGUGGGCUGCUUGAGAUGAUACCGUAUGCGUUCUGUGCUUUUGCAGUUACAAGAUACGGCCGCAAGUAUCCAUUGAUGGCUUUGAGCAUCGUUUCCGGUAUCUGUUGCAUUGUAAGCGGGGUCAUCCCGGAAGCCGGUGCGGGCGGUAUUGCUCGAACUGUGCUGGCCCAGUUGGGCCGCAUGGCCGUGGCCGGCAGCUUUUGUUCGGUUAUCGUAUGGACCAAUGAGCUGUUUCCCACAGUGAUACGCAGUAACGGGCUGGGAACGGCCAUGUUUGGAUUGCGGUUGGGUGGUGUUCUGAGUCCUCAGAUAGUGUUGUUGGGUCAUUAUACAUUUCGGGAAUUUCCUGUCGUAUGUUUCGGUGUCAGUCUUUUGAUUGGAGCUGUAUUGGCCUUCUUCUUGGAGGAGACAUUGCAUAAGAACAACUUACCGGAUACGAUACAAGACGUGGAACAUGCACCCUCGCGGAAAUGCUCGUCAGCGUCAGUGUCCAGCAUUGAGUUUAAAAAAGACGUCUUCCCGACUCAGACAGUUUCUACUGCAGCCUCAAUUAACGACACCUGCAUCGGCUAAUUAUACGCGCAACAUCUGUGGCACAAUUACACCACCGGAAACCGGAAGGUGUUUGACGACAUAUUACUACACCUCACAGUCAGCUUAUUAUCUUGCAUCGAGCUGCAUCGGACUAAUAAGAUCGACCUGAAACAACUACUUAUUGUAUUUUUGGAUACUUGCACAGCGUAAUCAUUGUUGUUAUCGCUUUCGACAAGGUGUUUAUGAAAUUAUACAUCAUCAAAUUCGGACUAAUCUUGCGCGCAGUCGCAUACUAGCGCAUAUUUUAUGCGGAUUAAUUACCGAUAUAAUAACGCAUUCAGUGUGAUCACAUUCAAUUUAUAAUUCGUGAAAUUAAA